Molecule: messenger RNA, 872 nt
Organism: Aspergillus aculeatus ATCC 16872
Lineage: Eukaryota; Fungi; Ascomycota; Eurotiomycetes; Eurotiales; Aspergillaceae
Exons: 3
Coding region: 14-553 (179 amino acids)
Source: RefSeq, a predicted model, not a curated record
GCCCCCCCCAAAAAUGGCAGGCGUCCGCAUCUACCGACGCCGCCGCUACCACUGGCCCGAACUCCAGCUCAACAUCUGGUUAAUCAUCGUCUUAUCCGGCAACGCCAUCUGUCUAGGCAUCUUCGCCUGGUUCAUGUCCGUCCAGAACGAGCUCCAUCUGGAUAUACCAUGGCUCUUCCCCUACAUGACCGUGACCGCCGCCCUCGGCCUCUUCUUCAUCAUCCUAAUUUACGUCCUCACGGCCCAACGCUUCCUCCUACCGGGCAUCAUCCUCGUGGGCAGCUUCAUCCUCUUCGCCCUGUGGCUGACCGGGUUGAUCGAGACGAGCCUGCAGAUGUACGGUGUCGUCGCCAACGUCGACAGCAACUGCCGGAAUUUUAUUUUGGUCAAAAACCACCCCACCGGCGAUAAUCUCCAGACCUUGGCGUGGUUGACCGAGAGUACAAUCUGUAAUUGCUGGAGAACGGCGUUUGCGUUCGAAUUGAUUAAUACCAUCUUCUAUGCGUGGAUGAUGAUCAUGUCGUGGCAGGUGCAUCGGGAUAUUUAUCGAUGAUUUUUCCCUUUUCCUUUUUAUUGGUUCCUUUCUUUUGGGGGGGACCUACCUAGUACUCUACAUAGUAUAACUUGAAGUUGUGCGAGGAGGGCAGGUGAGAAAAUGCUGGUGAUGGUUAUGAUUGGAUGACUAGGAUCUUGAUGUUUCUCAUUGAUGUGAUGGAUGUGAGAUGAUUGCAUGACUUGACUCAUUGGCUGCUCUGAUGUAUGAACAAUCUACCUUAUGUGUAUUCUUAUUUCCUUUUCUCCCCUUUAAGUUUUUGUCUUUCUCUUCCUACUGGUCGAUAGUCAUAUGUCCAUCUGCGAAAGACACCUAGUCU